Messenger RNA from Brienomyrus brachyistius, 1047 nucleotides. It is a transcript of the gene dctpp1, whose product is annotated as dCTP pyrophosphatase 1. The transcript has a single exon. The record is from RefSeq and is a predicted model, not a curated record. Gene Ontology annotation, molecular function: nucleoside triphosphate diphosphatase activity. Bases 170 to 643 code for a protein of 157 amino acids. NCBI's taxonomy places the organism in Eukaryota, Metazoa, Chordata, Actinopteri, Osteoglossiformes, Mormyridae. Gene Ontology annotation, biological process: nucleoside triphosphate catabolic process.
UCAGCGUAAAGGUACGGAAACAGUAUUUUAUAUCCGGAACUUGCGGGCUACUUCCUUCGCGAAAACCCCGAUCGUGGCGGCAAUUUGGAAGGUGGACGCGUGUCUUGGAGCUUUUGAGAUUUUAUUUGAAAGCAUUUGUGCUCUGUCUAAAAUUGCUUGAUCGGCGGAGAUGUCUGAGCACGGGGAGAUGAACGGCGAUGCAAAUGGAGUGGCUGCCGGACAGUGCAACGGUGGUGCGGCGGGGAGCCCGGGAGCGGCCCACCAUCGGUUUACUUUCAGCGAGAAGCCCAGCAUGGAUGACAUUCGCAGGCUCCAGGCGGAGUUCACGGACGAGAGAGACUGGAACCAGUUCCAUCAACCCAGGAACCUGCUGCUCGCCCUGAUCGGGGAGGUGGGAGAGGUGGCGGAGCUGUUCCAGUGGCGGGGCGAGACGGCGGAGGGACUGCCGGACUGGAACGUUGCGGAGCGGGAGCAGCUGGAGCACGAACUGAGCGACGUGCUCAUCUACCUGCUGGAGCUGGCCGAGAAGUGCCAUGUGGACCUGCCGCAGGCCGUGCUCCGCAAGAUGGCCCUGAACCGUCUCAAGUACCCGGUCAGCAAGGCGUUCGGGUCGGCCAAGAAGUACACGGAGUUCAAGGACUGAGCAGCUGCCCCUGGGGCGUCGUGUCUGGGUCGCAUCUGACUUGUACAUCAAGUUCGUGCGUCCAGUAUCAUACGCUGCUAUCCAGCGGAUUAUUUUAUUUUGGAUAUUUUGUUUUGCUUUUAGCAUCACUGAACAACCUGGACGGUUUAAAAUCAAUUCCCCCAAUUUUAGGAUAGUUUUAUUUGUGCCAGGUUGGCAUAAUCGGGGCAGGGAUUGUUUACAUAUUGUAUUUUCAGCAGUUGCUGUUUUGGUCUAGAUCUUGGUCUGAAUUGUUACUCUCUGAACCUGAACUACCCACCUCUGCUGUAUAUAGUUCAGCAUGUCCAAUUUGUUGCAUCAGCUGUCCCUCCAAACUGACCCCUGCAUUGUAAUUUGGUUGUGACCAUUAAACGCCCUCGAUACUA